AUGGAUACCAUGUUGAAAUCCAGUCCCCAAACCCAGCAGAGGAGUAAUCACAAUGGUCAGGAGACCAGCCUUUGGUCCUCGGGUUUUGGGAUGAAGAUGGAGGCCAUCACCCCAUUCCUGGGGAAGUAUCGUCCCUUUAUGGGUCGCUGCUGCCAGACCUGUACUCCGAAAAGCUGGGAGUCCCUCUUCCACAGAAGCAUAAUGGAUCUGGGCUUCUGCAAUGUGAUCCUUGUGAAGGAAGAGAACACCAGGUUUCGAGGCUGGCUGGUUCGCAGGCUCUGCUAUUUCCUGUGGUCCCUGGAGCAGCACAUCCCCCCCAGCUCUGAUGCCUCUCAAAAGAUCAUGGAAAACACUGGGGUGCAGAACCUCCUCUCAGGAAGGGUUCCAGGAGGGGCUGGAGAAGGCCAGGCACCUGACCUAGUGAUGAAAGAGGUGCAGCGCAUCCUGGGCUACAUUCAGGCUACACUCUGCCCCGCCUUGCUCAGGUUGUUCAGCUGGGCACUGCUGUGGUUCCUGAACCGCCUCUUCCUGAAUGUGCAGCUUCACAAGGGACAGAUGAAGAUGGUCCACAAGGCUGCCCAGGAGGGCUCGCCGCUUGUUUUCCUUUCUACACACAAGUCCCUCUUGGAUGGGUUCCUGCUACCUUUCGUACUGUUCUCCCAGGGCCUGGGUGUGGUCCGUGUGGCUUUGGACCCCCGCACCUGCUCCCCUGCUCUCAGAGCUCUACUGAAGAAACUUGGGGGACUUUUCCUGCCCCCAGAGGCCAACCUGUCCUUGGACAGCUCAGAUGGCAUCCUUGCAAGGGCUGUGGUCCGUGCAGCCAUGGAGCAGCUGCUCGCCAGUGGGCAGCCUCUUCUCAUCUUCCUUGAAGAGCCCCCUAGGUGCCCAGGGCCCAGGCUUUCAGCCCUGGGCCAGGCCUGGCUAGGACUGGUGGUCCAAGUGGUCCAGGAGGGCAUCAUUCCAGAUGCCACACUGGUACCAGUUGCCAUUGCCUAUGACCUGGUUCCAGAUGCACCAUGUGACAUGAACCAUGAUUUGGCUCCCUUGGGGCUAUGGACAGGAGCCUUGGCUGUCUUUCGGAAACUGUAUAACUGCUGGGGCUGCAACCAGAGAGCCUGCGUCAGGGUACAUCUCGCCCAGCCUUUUUCCCUCCAGGAAUACACCAUCAAUGCUAGAAGCUGCUGGGAUAGCAGGCAGACUCUGGAACACUUGCUGCAGCCCAUUGUGUUAGGUGAAUGUAGUGUUGUUCCAGACACUGAGAAGGAGCAGGAGUGGACCCCAUCAACUGGGCUCCUCUUGACUCUCAAAGAAGAGGACCAGCUCCUGGUCAAAAGACUGAGCAGGCAUGUCCUGAGUGCCAGUGUGGCCAGUUCAGCAGUGAUGAGCACAGCCAUCAUGGCAACACUGCUGCUGUUGAAGCACCAAAAGGGUGUGGUCCUGUCGCAGCUCCUGGGGGAGUUCUCCUGGCUGACAGAGGAGACACUGCUGCGCGGCUUUGACGUGGGCUUCUCUGGGCAACUGCGAUGCCUGGCUCAACAUACACUGAGCCUGCUGAAGGCACAAGUGGUUCUGCUGCGUGUCCACCAGGGGGACUUGGUGGUGGUGCCACGACCUGGGCCAGGCCUCACACACCUGGCACGUCUGAGCAAGGAAUUGCUGCCCACCUUCCUGAGCGAAGCUGUGGGUGCCUGUGCAGUGCGGGGGUUGCUGGCCGGCAGAGUACCACCUGAGGGGCCGUGGGAGCUGCAGGGCAUAGAGCUGCUGAGUCAGAAUGAACUGUACCGCCAGAUCCUAAUGCUGCUGCACCUGCUACCCCAAGACCUACUUCUGCCCCAGCCCUGCCAGUCUUCCUACUGCUACUGUCAGGAAGUGCUGGACCGCCUCAUCCAGUGUGGGCUCCUGGUUGCUGAGGAGACUCCAGGCUCCCGGCCAGCCUGUGACACGGGAAGGCAGCAUCUGAGUGCUAAGCUGCUGUGGAAACCGAGUGGGGACUUCACUGACAGUGAAAGCGAUGACUUUGAGGAGCCAGGGGGCCGGUGCUUCAGGGUAUGCUGGGAGAUGGUACAUACCCUGGGAGACAGUGGAGGUGGUAAGGUACCUGGGAGCCCACCUUCCCACUCUGGUCUGGCUCUCUUCAGCUUAGCCAGCAGUCUCGCUGCCCUGACUUCUUCCUCUUCCUCUGCCGCCUGCUCAGUCCAAUACUCAAGGCCUUCGCACAGGCUGCCGCCUUCCUCCACUUGGGGCAGCUGCCAGAUUCAGGUAAGGCCCUUACCCCUGGCAGUGUUCAGUGUAAGGCUCAGUUCCAUAGAGCUGGGCUCUAGGUCUAAUCUCUCCUGCAGAGGUGAGCUACUCAGAGCAGUUGUUCCAGUUUUUACAGGACUGUGCCCAAGAAGAAGGGAUCUUUGGUGAGUUCCAAGCCCCAUCUCAGACUUCCUAGAGGAGGUAGUUUGCUGGUGACUGCUGCCCCCUGCUGGACAGUGGCUGCCUGACACAGGGAAGGGAGCUAGCAUACAGAGCUUUAGUUAACAUGCAAGCCCUAGAUGGUUCUCCUUUAAGAGGAAGAAAGCCCUGCCCAGUGGCUCCCUGGCUUCCCUCAGAGCUUUUAUUGUCUUUCUCUUUCUUCCAGAGUGUGCAGACCCAAAUCUUGCUAUCAGUGCUAUCUGGACAUUCAAAGACCUGGGGGUAAGAGGGACAUUAUCACCAUUCUGUCCCUGACCUCACCCCAAGCCCCACGGGCUGCUAGAACUGCUCAGAGGAACUACCUUGUUCCCACACCCCAUGGUGAAUGCUAGCGAGGAUGGUUUGCUUUCCCUACCACAAGUGGGGUCCCAGGGACAUCAAGUAGGUAUUUACACUCAGGCACUGAGGCAUCACUACAGAGGUUUUUGGGGGUGGGGAAGUUGGACAGGCUUGGCCCUGGGGACACUGUCCCUUCAGCAAGGGUGCUUACAGUCCAUCUUGUGGUUCAGGUACUACAGCAGAUGCCCAGCCCUACAGGACCCCAGCUCCACCUGUCCCCUACAUUUGCCAGCCGGGAAAACCAGGACAAGCUAGAACAAUUUAUCCGACAGUUCAUCUGCAGUUAGAA
Molecule: messenger RNA, 3088 nt
Organism: Chionomys nivalis (European snow vole)
Lineage: Eukaryota; Metazoa; Chordata; Mammalia; Rodentia; Cricetidae
Gene: Gpat2
Product: glycerol-3-phosphate acyltransferase 2, mitochondrial
Exons: 17
Coding region: 1-2409 (802 amino acids)
Cellular component (GO): mitochondrial membrane
Source: RefSeq, a predicted model, not a curated record